CAUCUUCCCGGCGAUAUCGUGGAAGAAAUUCUGUCGAGACUUCCGGUGAAAUCGCUUCUGAGAUUCAAGUGCGUUUCGAAAUCGUGUCGCUCUUUAAUUCGUAGCGACAGAUUCAUCAAAAGGCAUCUCGAAAAAUCAAAAAGCGGGCGAAGAUUAGAGUGUUGGGAAGUCAUCUUCGGCAAUUUCAAAAGCCCUAAUUUGAAGCGAUGCUCUCUGCUCUCCUACUUGGAUGAUCCGUCUGUGACUCCUCUUCUCAUCGACGAUCCGAUCACCAAUCAUCUCACCGUAGAUAGUCAGAUCAUAGGUCAUUCCAAUGGCCUGCUUUGUAUUUUCAACAAACCAAACUCAUUCUUCUUGUGGAACCCAGCCACUAGAUUCUCACUCCAAUUACCCAAACCAGACGCUGAUUAUGUCAUAAAAUGCGGAUUCGGUUGGGAUGGGGAUCGUGAUGCGUACAAGGUGUUUGCUGUUUUCUCUAAAAUGAAUGGGAAUGGGAUCAAAAGAAUAGGUAGCAUUUACAAUAGCAAGACGAAUUCAUGGAAAGCGCUAGAGCGCGCGAGCACGGGAGCCUUGAUUUGCGCUAUUGGAUUGGGGAGUCUGCGAGUGGGAAAAUACACUGGCCUGUGA
Molecule: messenger RNA, 627 nt
Organism: Salvia hispanica
Lineage: Eukaryota; Viridiplantae; Streptophyta; Magnoliopsida; Lamiales; Lamiaceae
Product: F-box protein CPR1-like
Molecular function (GO): protein binding
Source: RefSeq, a predicted model, not a curated record